Molecule: messenger RNA, 813 nt
Organism: Amphimedon queenslandica
Lineage: Eukaryota; Metazoa; Porifera; Demospongiae; Haplosclerida; Niphatidae
Product: WD repeat-containing protein 31-like
Exons: 5
Coding region: 419-706 (95 amino acids)
Molecular function (GO): protein binding
Source: RefSeq, a predicted model, not a curated record
UACACGCAUGUGGUCGGUUUAUAAGUGGGCGGGAAGUAUAGGAAUGGUGGCAGGUGCUGUUUGUUGUGUUUUGUGUGUUUUGCUUUAUAAUUAAGGAUGGUCUCAUGAUAAUAGUUACGGUAUAAUUAUUAAAAAUGAUGUCACACCUUGACUAUUGUGCAUAGCUAAAAAAAAUACCUGGUUUCUUUAAAAUAAGAGACAGCAUGUUUCCCUUUUCUUUUUGUAUUCAUUUCUCCCUCCUUCUCUCUUUUUUUCCCUUCUCCUCUCUCUCUCUAUCACUCUCAUUCUUUAGUUAUGUUGUGCAUCAGAUCCUAAUGGAUACUAUUUGCUUGGAGGGAGUGGAGGGCAUGGACAAGGAGAAGGGGCUGAACUAACACUAUGGGACAGGAGAGUACUGAGUAAGGGCCCACUUAAAGAAAUGGUUGGUCACAAGGGAAGUGUAAACGGCUGCCUCUUCCUUGAUAACGACUCGUCCAACGACAAACUAGUUGCUUCCUGUUCCAGCGACAGCACUGUCAAGAUAUGGAGUACAACAACUGGAGGUUCUGUUUUGAGCGAGUACAUUGGUGGAGGGGCAGGGCCGAUAUCAGGAAUAGUCAGUCCCAGUCCUGAAACACUGGCAGCUAGUACAUUCAAUGAAGGUGUGUAUGUUUGGAAGCUGGUUUCUGAUUCGUCAAUGGAGCUAAAACUAAGAGCUAAAUAUUAACAAGAGUACAUGGCUACCCGAUCACUUAAAUCAGAAUCGAUAUUGUCAUUGUAAUUUAUUUUUUGAUAAUAAUAUGGGAAUGUUUUAAAAGAGCCAUUCAAUUAUAA